Messenger RNA from Nerophis lumbriciformis (worm pipefish), 3132 nucleotides. NCBI's taxonomy places the organism in Eukaryota, Metazoa, Chordata, Actinopteri, Syngnathiformes, Syngnathidae. The record is from RefSeq and is a predicted model, not a curated record.
AUGACAUCCCAGGGACCACAGCAACAUGGCCGCCUCUUCGCCACCUUAUUUCCUUGUUGUUUCAAGAACAGCGAUCACCCAGAAAUCACCCACGUCCGUGAUAAUAUCAGUACUGCAGCACUGGAGCCCACAUUACCGAUGCCGCCCCCUGAAGAGCUGGACUCUAUGUUCACUGAGCUGGUGGAUGAACUGGACCUCACAGAGGAGCACAGAGCUGGCAUGUUUGCAUUGCCAGCAGAGAAAAAAUGGAAGCUUUACUGGAGUAAGAAGAUGGAAACAGAAGAGAAUAGAGGAGCAACCAGCUGGCCAGAGUAUUAUAUUGACCAGCUAUGUUCAAUGACUGCAAGAAAGAGCCUGUUGGUUUUGGAGGAAAAUGAAGAUCAAGAAAGACAAAGAGUUUUAGAAGGCCUUAAGACAGCUCUGAGAACACAACCUAUGAGGUUUGUCACAAGGUUCAUUGACUUAGACGGCCUGUCAUGCCUCUUGAACUUCCACCAAUCAAUGGACUAUGAAACAACAGAGUCUCCGGUACAUACAUCGUUGAUUGGUUGCAUCAAGGCUCUGAUGAACAAUUCGCAAGGCAGAGCCCAUGUACUGGGACAUAGCGAGAGCAUCAACAUCAUCGCCCAAAGUCUUGCUACGGAAAAUAUUAAAACUAAGAUUGCCGUCCUAGAGAUUCUGGGUGCAGUUUGCCUGGUACCUGGGGGCCAUAAAAAAGCACUUGAGGCCAUGCUGAACUACCAGACCUUUGCCUCAGAAAGAACGCGUUUCCAGAAUUUAGUGACGGACCUGGAUAGAUCCACAGGUCGCUACAGAGAUGAAGUUAAUCUAAACACUGCCAUUAUGUCCUUCAUUAAUGCAAUACUGAGCCAAGGACCAGGCGAGACUAGUCUGGAGUUCCGUAUCCACUUGCGCUAUGAAUUCCUGAUGUUGGGAAUUCAGAAAAUCAUUGAUAAACUUCGCUCGCAUGAAAAUGAAACAUUGGACAGACAUUUGGACUUUUUUGAAAUGCUGAGGAAUGAGGAUGAGCUUCUGUUGUCCAAGCGAUUCGAUCUUGUUCAUAUUGAAACCAAAAGUGCAAGCCAGAUGUUUGAGUUGAUCAGGAAACGUUUAACCCACACCGAAGCUUACCCUCACCUGCUCUCGGCACUGCAGCAUUGUCUCAUGAUGCCAUUUAAGCAAAAUAGAACUAUGACUCAGUAUUGGGUGUUAUUGGAUCGGAUAGUUCAGCAGCUGGUUCUGCAGACUGACAAAGGGGAAAACCCAGAUGUUGCUCCCUUGGAAGACUUCAACGUGAAAAAUAUUGUUCGCAUGCUUGUCAAGGAAAAUGAAGUCAAACAAUGGAAAGAGCAAGCAGAUUCAAUGAGAAAAGAUCAUCAUGAACUUAAACAGCGUUUUGAAAAGAAAGAAAGGGAGUGUGACGCCAAGAAUAAGGAGAAAGAAGAAAUGAUGGAAAUGCUGAACAAGUUGAAAGAUAAACUGGAGCGAGAGUGCAAUGACCACAAACAAGCUGAACAAAGACUGGUGGAACUGUCCGCUCGGCUGGAGCAACUCAGCUCGACAUCCAAUGUCCCGGGUGGACCUCCAGUAGUGACACCAGGAAGUUUGGCUCCUGUUCCUGUUCCGCCAACACCUCCACCUCCAACUUUUGGCAAUGCUCCAUUUGCUCCACCGCCUCCACCACCACCACCGCCUCCACCUCCUCCUCCAGGAGCUCCUCUCGAAAAAGUAAAGCAGAAAAAUAUCCCCCAGCCCAAAAAUCCAAUGAAAUCAUUCAACUGGAGCAAGAUACCUGAGAACAAAAUUAAAGGUACUAUAUGGACAGAAAUUGAUGAUCUCAAGGCCUUCAAAGUUUUGGAUCUUGAAGAAUUCCAGCAGACAUUCUCAGCCUACCAAAGGCCACAAAAAGAAACUGAAGACGAUUCUGCUGCCGUAAGGCGAGCCAAGGAACUCUCUGUGAUUGACGGUCGCAGAGCACAGAACUGCAAUAUUCUGCUCUCACGGCUGAAAAUGACUAACAGUGAAAUUCGUUCAUCAAUCCUAUCCAUGGAUGAACAAGAAGAUUUACCCAAAGAUAUGCUUGAGCAGCUUCUAAAGUUUGUUCCUGAGAAAAGUGACGUUGAACUCUUGGAGGAACACCAGCACGAACUUGAUCGUAUGGCCAAAGCGGACCGCUUUCUGUUUGAUAUGAGCAGGAUCAAUCACUACCAGCAGAGACUUUCGUCUCUGCACUUCAAGAAAAAAUUUGCUGAAAGAGUGGAUGAUGUCAAACCGAAAAUCAAGGCUUUGUGCCUCGCAUCCCAGGAAGUAAUGAAGAGCCGCACACUGCGUCAACUCUUAGAGGUGGUUCUAGCCUUUGGGAAUUACAUGAAUAAAGGACAGCGUGGAAAUGCUUAUGGAUUUAAAGUCUCCAGUCUGAACAAGAUUGCUGACACAAAGUCAAGCAUUGACAAAAACAUCACUCUGCUCAACUACAUCAUCAGUGUGUUGGAGAAGAGGUUUCCUAACGUAGUGGCACUCAGUCAAGAGUUGCAAAAUGUUCCAGAUGCUGCAAAAGUCAAUAUGACAGAAUUGGAGAAAGAGAUUAACAACCUGCGAUCUGGCAUUAAAAAUGUUGAAGCUGAACUGCAGUACCAGCAAGGUCACAGCUCUCAGCACUCAGCUGAUAAAUUUGUUCCUGUGGUCAGGCAGUUCAUCACCGUGGCGUCCUUCAGCUUUUCGGAAGUUGAGGAAUCGUAUUCUGAGGCUAAAAAUCUGCUGGGCAAAGCGCUGCAACACUUUGGAGAAGACUCAUCCAAGCUGGAGCCCGACCAAUUCUUCGGGAUCUUCGACACGUUCCUCUCGGCUUUCGCGGAGGCCAAGCAGGCCAAUGCAGACGCCAUUAGACGCAAGGAAGAGGAAGAAAAACGCCAACUUCUGGAGGCCAAGAUGAAGAAGGACAGGGAACAGAAAGCAAAGAAGGCUCAAAUCAACACGGAAGAUGGCGGGGGCGAAUUUGACGACCUGGUGUCUGCGCUCCGCUCCGGCGAGGUGUUUGACAAGGAUCUUUCCAAAAUGAAUCGAAGAAAACAUCGGAGACAAGACACUUUCAACAACAGCCGGGAGAGAUCGGCAAUGAAACUCAAUCAGUGA